GCACGCAUCUCACCCCGUUCAACCCCUCAAAGCUUUCGCAAAACCGAUGCGACGCUGCCGCGAAUGCGAACCAUCUCGUGUUCAAGGGGACCUGCGCCACAUGCUUUGAAGUAGACUUUCUUCGGACUCUCAAGGCACCUUUUUUUUUAAAAAGGGUGUAAUCGUCGACUUUAUUGGUGGCUUCAGCACUUCGACCAUGAUGCCACGCUCGAGCUUCUCUGAUAACCCCCUAUUGAGGGUUUCCAGGCCAGUGUCGGCUUGCUCACGAUGUCGAACAGCCAAAGUCAAGUGUGAUGGAAAGCUUCCCGCUUGUACCGCCUGCGAAAAGGCAGGGCGCGAAAGCGAAUGUUCUGCAGCCAACGACCAGUUUGCUCGCGGCAAGGAGCGCAGCUAUGUCGCGGCACUUGAGCUUCGUGUUGAGAAAUUAGAGAGGCGGCUCAAGUUUGCCAAGUCUCGAAAGGCAUCCAUGGCCCUCCACGAUGUCGAUGCACCUCUUGCACACUCGGAUGAUCGCAAAGGCUCUAUGGCCAAUAUACAUGCAGCCAUCUACAGGAAGGCUGCCAGACAGAGGGAGAACUCAGAUGUUAAUGCACUAGUCUCCGACUUUGGCUUUUUGUCGGUAAACGCAACUGCGCAGGACUUCGAGCCCUCAGUUAGCAACAUGACAUUUGCGAGGCUUUUGUUGGCAGCUUCGACCGCAGAUCCCCUGCCAGAACCCCAAACAGACGCCAACCCGCCCCGCGAUGUCGCUCGUGGACUUGUCAAGUACUAUCUCGACAACAUCUAUGCUUUGCAUCCUUUCUUUCCCGAUGUCCAACUGCAUUCUGCUGUUGAGAACCUCUACCAUGAUGACCGGCGACAUCUCAAGCACCAUGAUUGCUGGCUGUUCUGGAUGGUUCUUGCGAUUGCAUCGACGGCUCAGAGUCACAGUUGUAACGACGAAUACUAUCGAAACGGCGUCGAGUAUGUCACCAGGGCCAUGACAUUUGCCGAUAUGGCCCUGAUGCCUGGCAAAGAAACCCAGAUCAGAUCGCUUUUGUUACUCACGCAGUACUCUCUCUUUGACCCCGCUCACUUUGACAGCUGGCAUCUGAUUGGGUUCACUUGCCGUGCCGUCAUUGAUCUUGGCUUCCAUCAAGACCCAUCAUCCGCAGAGCGAAUCGACAAGUUCAAGCUAAACCUGCGGAGGAAGAUUUUCUACUGCGCAUAUGCUCUUGACAGGUGCAUCGGAAUGAUGUCUGCUAGAGCCUUUUCUUUCACGGAUGACGCCGUCAAUGUGGCACUACCCAGUAUGACUGGAGUUGGCCGCAUCCCGUCCAUUAGCGGCACCAUCAAGGGUCCCGAGUCAUCGGAUCCAGCGAUUUUGUUGUUUCAGCUCCGUCAGACUCAGUCACAUUGGUACCAGACUUUAGUCCAAUCCGACCCCUCUGUGCCGCUCGAGAAUGCAGCCAGCUAUGUUUGGCAAAUGUGCCACGAGAUGCGUGAAUGGUUCGAAUCGCUUCCUGACGGCAAUGAAGGACUACCAACCGCCAUUCGCCAAUUAUUUGAGCUCGAACUCAAGUACAGCUAUGUAUACUGCAUCGCGCCUAGUUCGCGCGCGCCCACCAUAACGUCUCACGCCAGACUUUUGAUAUUCGAGUACGCGGUGGCCUAUAUGAAUGACGUGUACGACAUGGUGCACCCUCCAGACGAGAAACCGCAGAUUGUGCUUGGCGAAGUGAAGUCCUCGCCUUCCGUGUCAGCAUGGGCCUUGCUUACCUAUGAUCAAGCCUUGAGGGUCUAUUUUAUGGGCUCACAGUUUCUCGCUGUCAUGGACGAGAUGGGUGAAACACUACUGUCCGAAGCACCAGUGGCCAUCCCUCUCUCGCUCCCGGGAACCGCCCCUCCACCACCUAUGCCCGAAAGACGCGGCGGUGAUAAUUUGGACAGAAGCUUGGCAUGCGUUGAAAAAACGAUUGCGACGCUGAAAAAGUUUGGCGAUCGAUGGAACAUCGCGAACAUGCUUGCGCAAGAGUUUGACAGAAAGAGCAAGGAUCUGUGCCAGAGGAUUGAGGAACUCAAAGUCUUGAGGAGCGAACAGCAAGAACAACAGCGCCAACAGCUCCAGCAGCAACAAGACCAAAAGCCGCACCACCACCAGCACCAGCCACAUCAUCAACAUAAUCGAUCCCAGACACAUGUGUCUACGCCACACCUCCAACAUCAGGUACCGCCUCCGCCCCAGUACGCAAUGCCCAUGGGCCAACACUCUAUACCCCCGAUGAGUCCUCCUUUACAGCAACAUAUGUCACCGUCUGCUGGCCACAUAUCGCCCCCUGCACGGGGAGGUGGUAUACAAAUGAUGGGGGCGCCUCCACCACACGCCAACAUGAUGCCUGGAGGCUAUUCUGCUCAGCCCCACAUGCAACAAGCACAUUACCAUCACCAACAGCCUUUUCCCGGCCAACUAAGCCCUUUACCGCCCCAGGUCCAACAACAUCCGCCGGUACAGCACCAUACACAGCCGGCCGAGGUUAACUGGGCACCAGUCGAUAUCAACGAGAUUAUGCGCCAGGGCGGCGGUAUAUAAACGACUAUGCCAUCUUUGAUAAUAUCGGUUACUGAUGGCCUCUUUUUUUUUCCUGAACGGGUUUACCUAGCCAGCUAGAUGACUAGAUCUUGGGAAUGACUUUUGGAUACUUUCUUUGCCCGAGUCAAACUUGACUUGGUCACAGUUGAUUUCAUAGCAGAUAUGUCAACAUGAUAGAUGUAAUGUAGCGUAAAUAACACUCUUCAUUUUGCAUAGGUUUCCACCACCCGAUUCCGAAUAGCUCAGUUGUCUUUGUACCAAUC
Messenger RNA from Pyricularia oryzae 70-15, 2832 nucleotides. RefSeq names its product fungal specific transcription factor domain-containing protein. NCBI's taxonomy places the organism in Eukaryota, Fungi, Ascomycota, Sordariomycetes, Magnaporthales, Pyriculariaceae. Gene Ontology annotation, molecular function: DNA-binding transcription factor activity, RNA polymerase II-specific; zinc ion binding; sequence-specific DNA binding. The record is from RefSeq and is a predicted model, not a curated record. Gene Ontology annotation, biological process: DNA-templated transcription; positive regulation of transcription by RNA polymerase II. The coding region runs from base 197 to 2569 and encodes 790 amino acids. The transcript has 6 exons.